AUGCAGAUCAUGUUCAUCAAGGUGGGCGAGGCUGGAGGGUUCCCGUCAAGCAGUGCAAGCAAUGCAUCCUUCAUCAUACCUGGUGACCUGUGCCCCAUCACCUACACCUGGGAGGGAAUAAACGUCUCCUGCAACGCCAGUGUGAUACCUAGAAGGUUCCUCAAGCUCCGCAGGGCCUCUAACAACGUCACCACCAACACACAGCAGCUCCACAUCCUCAAGGACGUGUGUGGGAUAUGUCGCCCCGGGGAGCUACUGGCCAUCAUGGGGGCAUCUGGUGCCGGCAAGACCACCCUUCUUAAUGUCCUCACCCACCGCAACAAUGACAAGCUGAGAGUCAGCGGCAAUAUUAACAUCAACGGCAUUCCAGCCAACUACGACGACAUCACCAGCCGCUCUGCUUACGUCCAGCAAGAUGACAUCUUUGUGGGCACCUUGACUGUGAGAGAGCAGCUCAUCUUCCAGGCUGUGUUGCGUAUGGAUCGCCACUUGUUGUAUAAGGAGAGACUAAGACGUGUGAACCAAGUCAUAAUGGAGCUUGGUCUCACUAAAUGUGAGAACACACUCAUCGGUGUCCCGGGAAAGAACAAGAGUAUAUCUGGCGGAGAGAUGAAGAGGCUGAGUUUUGCCUGUGAGGUACUGACGAAUCCUUCACUGAUGUUCUGUGAUGAACCCACGUCGGGUCUAGACUCCUUCAUGGCUCAGAACGUUGUGGCUAUGAUGAAGAGCAUGGCUGAAAGGGGUAAGACUAUCAUCUUCACUAUACAUCAACCCAGCUCGGAGGUCUACGCUAUGUUUGAUCGGGUUCUACUCAUGGCAGAAGGACGGGUAGCUUUCCUAGGCACCACUGAUGAGGCUUUAAGAUUUUUCAGCAAUUUGAACCUGCACUGCCCUAAGCAGUUCAAUCCGUCAGAUUUCUUCAUUGACCAGCUGUCCGUGGAGCCUGGCAAGGUGCUUCUCUCACAGCAAAAGAUUGCCAAGAUCUGUGACAUCUUCAGUUCCAGCCAACUAGGAACAGCUUUGUCCGAGGACUUAUUGAGCAAUCAGAAUUCACAGUCACAGGAUACUUCCACUCACUUCCAAACAAAGAACGCUUCACCAUAUAAGGCAUCGUGGGUAAGUCAGUUCUGUGCUGUAUUAUGGCGCUCCUGGCUCGAGGUCCUACGUGAACCUUACCUAGUUCGCAUCCGCUUCUUUCAGCUCCUGACCUUGGCAGUGUUGGUGGGAGUAUUAUACCGAGGACAGAACAUGAAUGACUUAGGAGUCUUUAAUAUCAAUGGAGCUCUCUUCCUGCUACUCAUCAACAUGACGUUCCAAAACUGUACCACUGUUUUUAAUACAUUCUGCUCGCAAAGGGAACUCUUUCUACGGGAACACUUUAAUGGAAUGUAUCGCUCAGAUGUCUACUUCCUGGCCAAAAACCUGGUGGAGAUUCCCUUCUUCAGCAUGUACUCCAUUCUGUACACCUCCAUCAUAUACUGGGUGAUAGGACUCAACCCCUGCCUUGAGAGGUUCCUCUUAUGCCUUUUGGUGACCAUCCUGGUGUCCUUAUGCACAGUGUCUUUCGGUAAGUAACGCUUCUCCUCAAUGUUUCCUAUUAUUUUAAUUUGAGUCAGUCAUAUAACCUUAACUCUUUCACCCCCUAACUCUUUUCAGUCCCUCUCCUAACACUCUUUAUCAUCCUUCUUAACUCUUUACUCAUCAACAUACACCAUUUCAACAUUUUUUCUCAAACCGUAAUUAUA
Molecule: messenger RNA, 1745 nt
Organism: Cherax quadricarinatus
Lineage: Eukaryota; Metazoa; Arthropoda; Malacostraca; Decapoda; Parastacidae
Source: RefSeq, a predicted model, not a curated record